Molecule: messenger RNA, 2535 nt
Organism: Penicillium brevicompactum
Lineage: Eukaryota; Fungi; Ascomycota; Eurotiomycetes; Eurotiales; Aspergillaceae
Product: putative PHD finger domain protein
Exons: 5
Coding region: 1-2535 (844 amino acids)
Biological process (GO): regulation of DNA-templated transcription
Cellular component (GO): RSF complex
Source: RefSeq, a predicted model, not a curated record
AUGGGAUCGCGAAAGCGCACCCGUUCUGAGGCCAUUCCGGUGGCAGAGCAAGAUGCCCCCGAACAGCCUGAACUGUUACCCAAGCUGCGAAGCUCGUGGGAAUUUGCAAGUCUCAUGCAGUACAUUGCCAUUUUUGGACAAGUCAUGAAGAUUGACGAGGACUUUGGAAUCGAGGACCUAGAAGCUGAAUGUCUCAAGCCUGAACCCUCAGAGAAGCUAUUGGAGAUCGGAUUGUGUCUCCUGAAAUGGAUCUCCUCGCAUCGCGGUCUGACGUUCGCUAAUUUCGACGAGUACACCCGCCGCCAGUACAAUGCGAAGGCGCCCAACAAACCCAAUCCCUUCGGAUACGAUGAGGAACCGAACAAAUUUCUGGAAUUCGAUGUUUUCACCAAGAUCAGUGUCCUCCAGCAGCUGACGGUGUGGACUUUCUGGAACGCGGACCGCAUUCGCGACAAGAUGCCCGAGAAGAAGGAAUCCGAACAACUCGAAUGGCGGAUUGAAGAAUUUGGCUGGGAUCGCGAGGGUCGUUCUUACUACGUGCUAGAUGACAACCGUCUGUACCGUCGGACCGAUCGCCCUCUCCCUCCUGCGCCCCAACGGCCGAAGAAGAAGGCGAAGAGCCGAUCCUCGCGCGCCUCGCGGACCUCGAAGCGCGUCUCCGCAGCAGCCGCGGAAGAGGGUUCCGACGAUGAGAGCAAGAACACUAACGAUACAAACGACUGGACACUCAAUUCCGACGACCUCUUCAAAUGGGAGUGCGUCGCUGUGACCCUUGAAGAAUAUCAGGCGUUCCUGGAGCCGCUUCAGAAGACCAAGGAUGCGGACGAGAAAAAUCUUCGCGACAGCAUAGUUGAGCACAUUCUGCCCAUACUCGAGAAGGCGGAGGAAGCGUUGCUGCGAAAACGCCAGAAACGAGACAAGGAGAUGUUGAAUCUACAGCUCGUUGCUGGAGCCAAGCGGUCGAGCCGACUCGCUGCCAAGGAUGAGAAGGAGCGACAGGAGCGAGAGGCUGCUGAAGCCAUUCGCAAACACGAGGCUGAUCUAGCCGAGGCCCGCAAGGAGCAAGCCAGACAAAGCCAACAUGAGGAAGAUCGACAGUCACGAAUGAUGACUCGUGAGCAGCGAAUCAGGGAUCGUGAACAGAAGCGCCUGCUGCACGAGGCCGAGUUGGAGCGACUGGCCGAGGAGCAAGAAAGGCUCAAUAACGGCGAAAGCAGGGCCUCCGCCCGAAACCUCAAGUCUGAGAUGGAGAAGUCCCAAAGGAAUCUAGCUGAGCUCGCUCCGGAUGAUCAAUGGAUCUUUGACUGCUCUGGGUGCGGAGUGCAUGGCGAGAACUUGGAUGACGGAAGUCACAGUAUUGCAUGCGAGAAAUGCAACGUGUGGCAACAUAGCAAGUGUCUUGGUGUCUCCCAGCAAGCGGCCGAAGAGGAGGACUUCCAUUUCGUGUGUCGCGAGUGCAAGCAAAAACAGGAACAGGCCAACAGGCCCAAGAUCCCCCCUUUGAAGUUCCGGGUCAGCGCUUCGGCGUCUCCUUCAGCUGGUCCGGUCGACAAGAAGCGGAAAUUGGAAGACGAUGGAGAUCUGGCCCCUCCCUCCCCAGUGAAGAAGUCACACGCCGCUCUUUCCAAUGUUCAGAAUGAACAACCAAGGUCGCAGUUUGACCUUCAGCCCACUGUUGGCCAAGGCAAUUUCUAUCCCCCUCCCUCGCCCCAGCGUCGGGCUCAUUAUGCCGAUCGAGACACAUUACCAUCCUCAAGUCCGCCUCGCCCACCGUUCUCCCCUCCCAAGGGCAUGAAUGGCUUGCUUCAUUCCACUAUGGAGCAACACCCACGACCUCCUUCCGCACAGCACCAUCUGCCGUCCAUGCAACCGGCUCCUCACCUUCCUCCCGUUGGCUCGUACCAGUCUGUACGGCCGUCCUCCUCUCACUCCAACCAGAGUCCGGUGCAGAACCAGCCCUCAAUGUCUCCGACUCAGGGAAACCCCGACGUUGGUCUACUUGCAGGCUUCCCUCACGCUGCCCCUAGCCAGGCACCAUCUCCAUGGGGUUCUUUCGAAACUCCUCGCCCGCAGUCCGGCCAUGCAGCCACACCAGCAAUGUCUAGCGGCUACCCGUCAUUCUCUGCUGCGACGCCCAACGGCCACCACUCGUCGCCCCCUCAAAGCUCACAUGGUAUGGGAAUGUCCGGGAUCAGCCCGACCAAACAGUCACCCCGUCCCCCGACUGCCAGCGGCAUGGCCGGUGCGCCUGUCCUCCCUCCCAUUCGCCGCCUAGAGCCCAGCCCGAAACUCAUGGGCCGGAGCUCUCCCGAUGCCCCUAUCAUCCCGGUCAAGUGCAUGACGCCCGAACAAGAGGAGCGCCGGCAACGUGAGAACGCAUCCAUGCUCCACCAGGCACACCAUUACCAGGGCAAUGGCCAGCAUCCAAUGUCAUCGCCAUCCCUGAACCGCAUCCCUCCUUUGGGUUCCGGGACCACAUCCCAAUACCCUGACCCUGUCCCAUCGCCCCAGCGUGGAAGCAAUGGCCAGAACUAA